This is a messenger RNA of Bufo bufo (common toad), 3776 nucleotides long. RefSeq lists its product as uncharacterized. NCBI's taxonomy places the organism in Eukaryota, Metazoa, Chordata, Amphibia, Anura, Bufonidae. The record is from RefSeq and is a predicted model, not a curated record. The transcript has 3 exons. Bases 375 to 3764 code for a protein of 1129 amino acids.
AUUUGCUCUUAUAUGACUUUUUGUGCACAUUUCAAUUAGCAUUUUUAAUUAUUGUAUUUUACUCAUUUCGGGUCAGCUUUUCCUGUCCAGUUUCUGUGCAUCUGCAGACUGGCAAGCUCUUCAGAUCUGCUCCGAAGGCUCAGAAUGUGGCCCUUAUCUCUGAACUCCUGGCAGCUCAUAAACACACAUUAUAGCUAAACCCUUAUCAGUUCGAUAAGAAUGUGCCUUUCAAUGGGUGUCUAUUAGCUGUCAGGAGUUCAGAAAUAAGGUUGGAUUGGGGGGCCUGGGACCCACCAGUAGAACUGAUUCUGGGGGCUCUCCCUACGGCUACCAGAAAUUGAAAUAUUGCUUGUUCAUUUUCGAGCCUCAUACACAUGAAGCGGUCAGGAACAGAGCAGCGGCAGGACUGCAGACAGGUGAGUAUUGUUUUCAAGCAAUCAGGAACAGAGCAGCGGCAGGACUGCAGACAGGUGAGUGUUGUUUUCAAGCAGUCAGGAACAGAGCAGCGGCUGGACUGCAGACAGGUGAGUGUUUUGAAACAGUCAGGAACAGAACAGCGGCAGGACUGCAGACAGGUGAGUGUUUUGAACCAGUUAGGAACAGAGCAAUGGCAGGACUGCAGGCAGGUGAGUGUUGUUUUUAAGCAGUCAGGAACAGAGCAGCGGCUGGACUGCAGACAGGUGAGUGUUGUUUUCAAGCAGUCAGGAACAAAGCAGCGGCAGGACUGCAGACAGGUGAGUGUUUUGAAACAGUCAGGAACAGAGCAGUGGCAGGACUGCAGACAGGUGAGUGUUUUGAACCAGUCAGGAACAGAGCAGUGGCAGGACUGCAGACAGGUGAGUGUUUUGAACCAGUCAGGAACAGAGCAAUGGCAGGACUGCAGACAGGUGAGUGUUUUGAACCAGUCAGGAACAGAGCAAUGGCAGGACUGCAGACAGGUGAGUGUUUUGAACCAGUCAGGAACAGAGCAAUGGCAGGACUGCAGACAGGUGAGUGUUGUUUUCAAGCAGUCAGGAACAGAGCAGCGGCAGGACUGCAGACAGGUGAGUAUUGUUUUCAAGCAGUCAGGAACAGAACAGCGGCAGGACUGCAGACAGGUGAGUGUUUUGAAACAGUCAGGAACAGAACAGCGGCAGGACUGCAGACAGGUGAGUGUUUUGAACCAGUUAGGAACAGAGCAAUGGCAGGACUGCAGACAGGUGAGUGUUGUUUUCAAGCAGUCAGGAACAGAGCAGCGGCUGGACUGCAGACAGGUGAGUGUUGUUUUCAAGCAGUCAGGAACAAAGCAGCGGCAGGACUGCAGACAGGUGAGUGUUUUGAAACAGUCAGGAACAGAACAGCGGCAGGACUGCAGACAGGUGAGUGUUUUGAACCAGUCAGGAACAGAGCAGCGGCAGGACUGCAGACAGGUGAGUGUUUUGAACCAGUCAGGAACAGAGCAGUGGCAGGACUGCAGACAGGUGAGUGUUGUUUUCAAGCAGUCAGGAACAGAGCAGCGGCUGGACUGCAGACAGGUGAGUGUUGUUUUCAAGCAGUCAGGAACAAAGCAGCGGCAGGACUGCAGACAGGUGAGUGUUUUGAAACAGUCAGGAACAGAGCAGUGGCAGGACUGCAGACAGGUGAGUGUUUUGAACCAGUCAGGAACAGAGCAGUGGCAGGACUGCAGACAGGUGAGUGUUUUGAACCAGUCAGGAACAGAGCAGUGGCAGGACUGCAGACAGGUGAGUGUUUUGAACCAGUCAGGAACAGAGCAAUGGCAGGACUGCAGACAAGUGAGUGUUUUGAACCAGUCAGGAACAGAGCAAUGGCAGGACUGCAGACAGGUGAGUGUUUUGAACCAGUCAGGAACAGAGCAAUGGCAGGACUGCAGACAGGUGAGUGUUGUUUUCAAGCAGUCAGGAACAGAGCAGCGGCAGGACUGCAGACAGGUGAGUGUUUUGAACCAGUUAGGAACAGAGCAAUGGCAGGACUGCAGACAGGUGAGUGUUGUUUUCAAGCAGUCAGGAACAGAGCAGCGGCUGGACUGCAGACAGGUGAGUGUUGUUUUCAAGCAGUCAGGAACAAAGCAGCGGCAGGACUGCAGACAGGUGAGUAUUGUUUUCAAGCAGUCAGGAACAGAACAGCGGCAGGACUGCAGACAGGUGAGUGUUUUAAACCAGUCAGGAACAGAGCAGCGGCAGGACUGCAGACAGGUGAGUGUUUUGAACCAGUCAGGAACAGAGCAGUGGCAGGACUGCAGACAGGUGAGUGUUUUGAACCAGUCAGGAACAGAGCAGUGGCAGGACUGCAGACAGGUGAGUGUUUUGAACCAGUCAGGAACAGAGCAAUGGCAGGACAGCAGACAGGUGAGUGUUGUUUUCAAGCAGUCAGGAACAGAGCAGCGGCUGGACUGCAGACAGGUGAGUGUUGUUUUCAAGCAGUCAGGAACAAAGCAGCGGCAGGACUGCAGACAGGUGAGUGUUUUGAAACAGUCAGGAACAGAGCAGUGGCAGGACUGCAGACAGGUGAGUGUUUUGAACCAGUCAGGAACAGAGCAGUGGCAGGACUGCAGACAGGUGAGUGUUUUGAACCAGUCAGGAACAGAGCAGUGGCAGGACUGCAGACAGGUGAGUGUUUUGAACCAGUCAGGAACAGAGCAAUGGCAGGACUGCAGACAGGUGAGUGUUUUGAACCAGUCAGGAACAGAGCAAUGGCAGGACUGCAGACAGGUGAGUGUUUUGAACCAGUCAGGAACAGAGCAAUGGCAGGACUGCAGACAGGUGAGUGUUGUUUUCAAGCAGUCAGGAACAGAGCAGCGGCAGGACUGCAGACAGGUGAGUAUUGUUUUCAAGCAGUCAGGAACAGAACAGCGGCAGGACUGCAGACAGGUGAGUGUUUUGAAACAGUCAGGAACAGAACAGCGGCAGGACUGCAGACAGGUGAGUGUUUUGAACCAGUUAGGAACAGAGCAAUGGCAGGACUGCAGACAGGUGAGUGUUGUUUUCAAGCAGUCAGGAACAGAGCAGCGGCUGGACUGCAGACAGGUGAGUGUUGUUUUCAAGCAGUCAGGAACAAAGCAGCGGCAGGACUGCAGACAGGUGAGUGUUUUGAAACAGUCAGGAACAGAACAGCGGCAGGACUGCAGACAGGUGAGUGUUUUGAACCAGUCAGGAACAGAGCAGCGGCAGGACUGCAGACAGGUGAGUGUUUUGAACCAGUCAGGAACAGAGCAGCGGCAGGACUGCAGACAGGUGAGUGUUUUGAACCAGUCAGGAACAGAGCAGUGGCAGGACUGCAGACAGGUGAGUGUUUUGAACCAGUCAGGAACAGAGCAGUGGCAGGACUGCAGACAGGUGAGUGUUUUGAACCAGUCAGGAACAGAGCAAUGGCAGGACUGCAGACAGGUGAGUGUUGUUUUCAAGCAGUCAGGAACAGAGCAGCGGCUGGACUGCAGACAGGUGAGUGUUGUUUUCAAGCAGUCAGGAACAAAGCAGCGGCAGGACUGCAGACAGGUGAGUGUUUUGAAACAGUCAGGAACAGAGCAGUGGCAGGACUGCAGACAGGUGAGUGUUUUGAACCAGUCAGGAACAGAGCAGUGGCAGGACUGCAGACAGGUGAGUGUUUUGAACCAGUCAGGAACAGAGCAGUGGCAGGACUGCAGACAGGUGAGUGUUUUGAACCAGUCAGGAACAGAGCAAUGGCAGGACUGCAGACAGGUGAGUGUUUUGAACCAGUCAGGAACAGAGCAAUGGCAGGACUGCAGACAGGUGAGUGUUUUGAACUAGUCAGGAACAGAG